GAGCAACUUGGCGAGAAAUCUAAAGUUUAUCGUCACGAAAAUCCUUAAGAUCACAGGUUUGACAUUGCUACAUCAAGAAAUAAAUACAAGGCACAAUUCACCAUGAGCAGCCGACAUCGGAAGAGUAAAGACAAGGUAGAGAAAGAUACCGGAUAUGGCAGCUUCACCGGAAGUGAACGAGAGCCGUCACCGGUGCUCGGACGACACUCGCCGCCCCAUGAACCGGAAGAGAUUCGCUGCGCCCCGUGCAGCAGGGAAAACCGGAAGGUAGACGCCACGAAAUUCUGCGAGGACUGUAACGAGCACCUGUGCGAGAAAUGUGUGCACGACCAUCAGAAGUUUAUCGUCACGAAAAUUCAUAAGAUCACAGGCAAACGGACGACAAAGCAGACGGCUACGCGCCCCAAGCUCUCGGACAAGUGCACGCACCACGAGGGCAAGGUGCUAGAGCUCUUUUGUACCGACCACGACGAGCUCUGUUGCAGCGUCUGCGUCGCCGUCAGUCACCGCUCCUGUGCCGACGUCGUCUAUAUCCCCCAGGCGGCUGUGGGCGUCGAAAGCAGUCUGGAGCUACUAGAGGUCAAACAAAAACUGCAAAAGGUCAAGGACGAGGUGGACACGCUGCGCUCUCACCGAGAAGAAAACCAGCAGAUUGUUCAGCAGCAGAAAGAGGAAAUCAUCAACGCCAUCUUGGACAUGCGCAUUAGAGUCACAGACAUAUUGGAUAAUCUCGAACGGAACGCCCGCCACGACCUUCAAACCAGGUACGAAGACGUCAUCACGAAGAUCGACACCGACGUCAAGACGUGCGAUGAUGUCUCGUCGACGCUGCGAGAACACACGAUGAAGAUCGAGACCAUCGUAAACAACGAGCCAGAACUGUUUGUCACUGUGAAGAAAGCGAAGAAGAGCAUGGCGGAGGGAGAGACGGUCAUUGAAAACAUCACAAAGAACCUCGGUAAAGAACGCCUGAUGUUUAUGGGGGACCGAACGCUUGAAAACCUUCUCAACGGAAUGACCUCACUCGGGGAGUUCGGGGACGACACGCACGUUUACACGGCGCAGUUUGAAGGCGAAUACAACAUGUCGCUCUCAACAGACCACGGGUCAAGCGAGGACAACACGGGCUCUGUGUGUCUGCCAGACGGCAAGGUCAUCUUGACCAACACUCACCACAAGCGUCUUAAGAUGCUGUCUCCCGCGUUCAAGGUCAUUGACCACGUGGACCUUCCGGGCAAGCCGUAUGACGUCUGCUUGGCUGGGCCCAACGAGGUGGUAGUGAGUCUACGCGAAGAAAAAUGCCUGCAGUUCGUGACCACGGACAAGAAGCUCAAAUCCACACGCGCCAUCAAAAUAGGCGUGGCCUGUUACGGCGUCCUAUGUCUGAACGGCGAGAUCUUUGUCGCGUGCGUGGGAGGCCAGUACGAGAACCGGCCACAACUGCGCGUCUACAACAUGUCCGGUCGAAUGGUCCGCGUUAUCGAGAAGGGCCCGGACGGGAACAUGAUUUUCUCCUCGCCGCGGAACAUCGCGCUCAGUCCCGACGGCACGAUGUUGCACGUGACAGACAGGGAAUACGGCGUGGUAACCGUGGGCCUCUACGGGCAGAUUAUCUCCGUGUACAAGAAUCCCGAGCUUGAUUCGCCGCGCGGGAUAUGCGUGGAUCCGAACGGGAAUAUCCUGACGUGUGGCCAGAACUCCCAUAACGUAAUCCAGCUGAAUGCCGCGGGCGAGAAAGUCGGGGUUCUCAUAAAAGAUAAAGAUAGUCUGCACCGGCCCCAGUCCCUGUGUUACAUCCCUAGGGGCCCUCGCAGUUUCCUCCUCAUCACGUUCUUGAAGUCAAAGUUCGUCAAGGUGUAUGCGCUAGGAUAGUAGCAUGAAAGUGUGACAUAUAACUGCUCGAUAAUGGCAGUAUUUAAUUGUUUAAAUAUAUUUACGAACAUGCGCGGUUACGGGGUUGUAAGAGGGUAUGGACAAUUAUUAGAAGUUGUUCAACUUCUACUACUCAACUUAUCUCUGGGUACCAGGGCUGGUAUUCAGAAAGCAAAUCUUUACAUAAUCUGGAUUUAAAGGUAAAUUUUAAAAUUCAAUUUUCUAUUGACAUUCUAAUGAUUUCAGUUUUGUAAUGCUAAAAUAAUGAUCUUCUAUGCACAAUUUACUUACUUAAACCAAUGAAAUGAAAAAAUACAUCAUAAUGAAAGAGCAUAAGACGUAUAAGGAAUUUUUAAUUAUUUGAGGAAUUUUCUUAAGUUUACCCUUAGGAGCUUUAUGAACACCAGCCAUGAACAUUAAAUUACUGUUUUGCCCUCUUGUCUCAUUAAUAUUCGCUUAUUGAAAAAAGAGAGUUUAGGUCACUUAUGUUUGUACGGCACUACUCAAUCGCAUGUCAUGUUGUUAGUUCAUUGCUAUUUCAUUAUUAUGUGUAUCUCAUGUUAAUAAGUGGAACACAACUGUUAACGAAUUUCGAAUUAUAACUAUUUUGCCAACCAA
Molecule: messenger RNA, 2490 nt
Organism: Dreissena polymorpha
Lineage: Eukaryota; Metazoa; Mollusca; Bivalvia; Myida; Dreissenidae
Product: E3 ubiquitin-protein ligase TRIM71-like
Exons: 8
Coding region: 103-1872 (589 amino acids)
Biological process (GO): positive regulation of DNA-templated transcription
Cellular component (GO): nucleoplasm; chromatin
Molecular function (GO): zinc ion binding; ubiquitin-protein transferase activity
Source: RefSeq, a predicted model, not a curated record